CUUCGUUUGUUGUUGCCUUGAUAACCCAUUUCUUUUAGGUUUGCAUUCGUGGAAUAUGAAGAUCGCAAGAACGCAGAGGAGGCCAUGGAAAAGUACAAUGGAUUCGAUGUCGAGGGAAGACGCUUGAAGCUGGACUGGGAUAUUGGAUUGAACAAGAAAGACAUUAAGCCUCCACGCUUGACUGGAACGACAGAGAACAACACCGCUGAGACUUCUCCUCAGCCUCAGACACGUACGAUCACGGAGGCCUCAACCCCUGCCGAAGGUGAAUCCAAGACCUCGUCGGAGUCUACGGCUGCUGCCGAUAGCGCACCAAUGGAUAAUGCCCAGGGCGCGGGCGUGCAGACCCAGGAGUUGCAUCAGUCGGAGCAAUCGAAGCAAGUUUCAGGAUCUGGCAGUCGUGGCAUGAUGCUAAUUGAUGAUUGUAAUGUCAAAGCAGUUGCUAACAGCUGCUUUUCUUUCUCUAAUUGAUCUACCAGUGAGCACGAACAUGCCAUCGCCCCAUCUGAGGACACGACAGCAGAAACUGGAGCGCAAGGCGCCGCCACGGAGCAGCAGGAGCAGCAGGGGCAGGGGCAGGGGCAGGA
This is a messenger RNA of Gamsiella multidivaricata, 587 nucleotides long. RefSeq lists its product as uncharacterized. Lineage: Eukaryota; Fungi; Mortierellomycota; Mortierellomycetes; Mortierellales; Mortierellaceae. The record is from RefSeq and is a predicted model, not a curated record. Bases 85 to 471 code for a protein of 128 amino acids. The transcript has a single exon.